Messenger RNA from Aspergillus fischeri NRRL 181, 1272 nucleotides. RefSeq names its product FAD-dependent oxidoreductase. Lineage: Eukaryota; Fungi; Ascomycota; Eurotiomycetes; Eurotiales; Aspergillaceae. The coding region runs from base 1 to 1272 and encodes 423 amino acids. The record is from RefSeq and is a predicted model, not a curated record. Gene Ontology annotation, molecular function: monooxygenase activity; FAD binding. The transcript is spliced from 2 exons.
AUGGGGAAAAGCAUCAUCAUCGUCGGCGGGGGCAUGUGCGGCCUUGCCUCCGCCAUCGCCAUCUCAAAGGCGCUCUCCCCAUUUCAAACUAACCUAACCAUCACAGUCUACGAGCUUCGCAGCGUCCCCAGCACCCUCGGCGGGCCGGUAAAUCUCACCCCGAAGGCCCUCCGAUGUCUGGACAUGCUCGGCGUGUUGGACGAGUUAAAGCAGGCGAAGGCCGGCUGCGAGGUCGACGCCAUCCAGAUUCUCUCCCUGCGGACCGGCAAGGAGGUCGGGGCGAUCGACUAUACUGGUUCCGAGGGGACCGGGUUUGGCGGGUACAAGGGCUGGCGGGUGAUGCGGUACGAGCUCCUGCAGGCGAUGCUGCGGGUGAUUGCGCGGCUACCGGCCGUGAAGAUCGAGUAUGGCAAGAAGCUGGUGAGGGUCGAGGAGCGCGCCGGUGUCACUGCAGUGAGCGUCUACUUUGAGGAUAGCACAAGCACCGCGGGAGAUAUGGUGCUGGGCUGCGAUGGGAUCCAUUUUGCUGUGCAGGGGAUACAUGUACAGCCGGACCGGAAGCCCGCGUAUUCUGGGGUUGCGGCGGCGUAUGGCUUUGUCGAGGCGAAGGCUGUGCUUGGGGUGAACGGCAGGCCGUUUUUCAAGGAUACAGCGCUGCUGAUGUCGCGGUAUGGGUCUGUGAUGACGACCUUCUGCGACCAUGCUCGGGAGCUCGUCUACGUGGUUGUGCUGAUGCGGACGGAGGAGCAAGGGUCCCGCGAAGGGUGGAAGUUGCUGGAGAAGGACCAGGAGAUGGUCCGGAAGGAAGGGAGGAGGAUCACGCAGCAGUCAGCAAUUCCUGACGCUGAGAAAUUCAUCGAGGCUGUGGAGGACUGGACGUUUUAUCCGAUCUACCUGCUCCCGCCGAACGGGCAGUGGGCCACAGAUCGGGUGCUACUUCUGGGAGACGCUGCCCAUGCGGCGAGAGCAUCGGUCAUGCGCUCGAAGAUGCGAUCAAAUUUGCCCGAGGUCCUCUCGCGGUACGGGGUAGACGACCCCAGGACCAGCUUCCGCUUCUUCGAAGACAUUCAGCGAAAGAAAGUGGAGGCCGCCUACCAGGCCGCCGUUAGAGGCUGGAUGCCGGCCCAUGACAUGGGCGCUGUGUUUUCUAGGGUAUUCGAGUGGAUCACUCCAUUGUUCUUGUGGUGGAUGACGAGGGAACAGCAGCAGGACUUUCUGGAAGAUCCCACAAACAUACCAUUUCCAGAUCGUGACGAGUCUGCAAGACUGUGA